CCCAAUUCAGUUGAAUUUCUUUCUCUCUCGAGUAAAACCGUACAAUCGCGAUUCCUAAUAUGGAUCUCUACUACAUGCCUAGCCCCGGGGCCAGUCGCGCUGUUAUCAUGACAGCCAAAGCUGUCGGCGUGGAAUUCAACAAGAAAGUCGUCGUGAAUGUCUUUGAGGGGGACCACUUGAAGCCGGACUUCGUGAAAAUCAAUCCACAGCACACCGUUCCCACCCUCGUAGACAACGGAUUCGUCCUUUGGGAAUCGCGUGCCAUUCUCAUUUACCUGGCUGAGAAGUACGGCAAGGAUGACUCCCUCUACCCCAAGGAUCCUCAAAAGCGUGCUGUAGUGAACCAGCGCCUGUUCUUCGAUUUGGCCACCCUUUAUGACGCCAUUUCCAGCUACUACUACCCGGCCUUCAAAACUGGAACGUUCGGGCCCCCUGAGGCGUGGAAGAAGAUCGAAAACGGAUUUCAGUUGCUCAACACCUUCCUGGAGGAUCAGGAAUACGUGGCUGGCAGCCAGCUAACCAUUGCGGACAUUUCCAUUCUGGCUACCAUCUCCACGAUCGAAGUGGUGGACUUCGACUUGAAGAAGUAUCCGAAUGUGGAUAAGUGGUAUGCAAACGCAAAGAAGGUGACCCCCGGCUGGGAUGAGACCUCGCCAGGCCUCCAAAUUCUGAAACAUACACAUAAAAUUUUAUUCGCGAGCAUCAACAUGGACCUCUACUACUUGCCUAGUCCCGGACCCAGUCGGGCCGUUCUCAUGACAGCCAAGGCUGUGGGUGUGUCCUUGAACAAAAAGCUUCUGAACAUCAAAUUGGGAGAGAACCUGACGCCGGAGUUCUUGAAAAUAAACCCACAGCACACUAUACCCACACUCGUUGACAACGGCUUCGUCCUUUGGGAGUCGCGUGCCAUCCUCAUUUAUCUGGUUGAGCAGUACGGCAAGGAUGACUCCCUCUACCCCAAGGAUCCACAAAAGCAGGCUUUGAUCAACCAGCGACUCUAUUUCGAUAUGAACACCAUGUACGACGCCUUUGCCAGCUACUACUACCCCAUUUUCCGAACUGGCAAUUACGGCGACGCUGCAGCUUGGGCGAAAGUGGAAAAUGCUUUCACGCUUCUCAACACCUUCCUGGAGGGUCAGGAAUAUGUGGCUGGAAGCCAGCUAACCAUUGCGGACAUUUCCAUUCUGGCUACCAUCUCCACGAUCGAACUGGUGGACUUCGAUCUAAAGAAGUAUCCGAAUGUGGCCAGGUGGUACGCAAACGCGAAGAAGGUGACUCCGGGCUGGGAGGAAACCGUGGAAGGCUUAUACUCAAGGAAACACAUCUUUGAUGAAAAGAAACCGGAAUUCAAGUAAAAUGAUAAACUUUUCUUAUGCUUUUAGAUUAUUUUAUUUGUAUUAAAUAAAUUAAAAAAUUAGAAAAUGUGAAACGAAAUAUUUUAACUAUA
Molecule: messenger RNA, 1447 nt
Organism: Drosophila pseudoobscura
Lineage: Eukaryota; Metazoa; Arthropoda; Insecta; Diptera; Drosophilidae
Product: glutathione S-transferase T2-like
Exons: 3
Coding region: 60-1355 (431 amino acids)
Biological process (GO): glutathione metabolic process
Molecular function (GO): glutathione transferase activity
Source: RefSeq, a predicted model, not a curated record